This is a messenger RNA of Cryptotermes secundus, 2293 nucleotides long. It is a transcript of the gene Ccdc114, whose product is annotated as coiled-coil domain-containing protein 63. The transcript is spliced from 9 exons. Lineage: Eukaryota; Metazoa; Arthropoda; Insecta; Blattodea; Kalotermitidae. The coding region runs from base 90 to 1574 and encodes 494 amino acids. The record is from RefSeq and is a predicted model, not a curated record.
UUUUGAUCCGUGACAUGGUUGAUUGUGCUGCGGAGAGUUGUCAUAGUAACCGGUGGAGUGGAUAUUAAUUCAUCGCUUAAAACUGUAGAAUGGCGCUUAGGAGGGUAACUGCCGAAGACCUGGACGUGGAUCAACUGGCGGAAACAGAACUGAGUCGUCUGCAACGACAAUAUCGAAUUAUGGAAGGAGAUCGGCAGUCAUACUCUCAGAAAGCAAACAUUGUUUUACAAAGACAGAGGAGAAUAAUAAGAGCACUGAAUGCUGAGAAGGAUGAGCUGCUGAAAAAUCUUCGUGCAGCCAAGUCCCCACUGAAUGAAGUUAAAAACAACAAAACAUCCUCAGAGCUUGUCCAUCUGCUUAACCUCACUGACAGAUAUGAUAGUCAGAUCAAAUCAGAGAAGUUGAAGUUAUCAGAACUCAACUUGCAGAUAAGGAAGGUGGAGAAGAAGGUAUUGGAGCUGAAGAAACUAGAUGUCACUGACAGCAUUUUGCUGCAGAAAUCACUAAAAACUCAGAGGAAUAUUGACAACUUGGAGAACCGGCUUGGAGUUGUAACAAGCAAGUUCAACACAGUGAUUGCUUCCAAUGGAAAGACGCGUGAGGAGAUUGACCACUUGCUGAAGGACAGGGCAUAUUUCAAUAAGCUGUACCACCAUCUUGUGAGCCGACUCAGUUCUAACAAGAAGGUGAUGGUACACCUGAUUGAGCAGGCGACAUUGGCAUAUGACCAGAGAGAAGAAGCUCAGAACAAGCUGCAUGCUCUCAAAGAACGUGGAAAACUUGAUAUGCAGCAACAGCGCCAGGAGAUGAAGGAGCUGCAGCGGCGCUUGGAUCACGAUGUCAAGCUGCAUGAGUUUCUGAGUGUUAAGGGACAGCGACGCACCACUGCUGACCUAGAGGCGAGGGAGGCACUCAAACAUAAAAAGAGAAAGGAAGCCACAGAACAUAUGAUUGUUACAUUUGAGGAGAUCCUAUCACAGAUCAAGGAAUUCUCUGGAGAAGAUGACAUCGAUCGAAUAGCUGCGCAAUUUGUGAAGCAAGAGGAGGAGAACUUUGCAAUCUUCAAUUAUGUCAAUGAACUGAAUAAUGAGGUGGAGUCACUUCAGGAGCAGACAUGUGGUCUGCGCAAGAAGAUUGAUGAUCAGCGUGACCUGAAGAGUCACCGGGCAUUGCAACAGCAGGAUACAUUGGCUCGCCUUGCCAACACACUCGCUGAGAAGAGGAACAGUGCUGACUGUGUGGAGGGAAAGUUACAGCAGUGCAGUUCCCUUCUGGAGAAGCAGCUGCAGGGCAUUAACCACAUAUUCCACAUAGUGCGUUGUGAUGCUGCACCCAUACUCUCUCUACUGGGUGACAGUAUACAUGUGACAGCACACAAUGUGAUGCUGUAUUUGGACAUAAUUGAGCGCAGAACCAGUGAUCUCAUAAAGGUGGUGUACCACCUGGAGCAAAAUAUGCCUGUGAUGCAGGAGCACAUCAUGGAGGACCACCCUGACACACUUCACCCUGUCCCUAUUGACAAGCUGGUGCCCACAAACUCGUGCAUACAGGGCCCAUCCAUCAAAUUGGUAUGAGGGUCUCUAUACUUGGAAUAAAGCAUCCACCAUGUGACUCACCAGGGCCACACAAGUCUCAGUGCUGCCCCAGACAGCAAGAAUUUCCACACCUGUUGCUAAUCGUGUAAGCAGAUAUCGGGCCAAUGCAAGAUAUUCUCCCACCCCAAGUAAAUAACAUGUUUGACUCUCUUCUUCCCUUCUUCAAUGGACAGUAAGUGUUAAUGUGAGACUUCAUCCAAAAACUUGCUACCCCCAAAACUAUAUGCUGCCCCAAGCAUCCACAUAGACUUCCUGUGCUUUCAUACUGGUCCUGACAGCCAGAGUUUAGGAUUUUCUGUAUGAUGUUUGUUGAAUAGUGCUUUAUGUGCAAGAUUGUCAAUGCAGUUGCAAUGUAGCAUUCCAGUUGUGUUUCUGUCCUGAUGUUUAUGUGUUUAUGUUUGUUUACAUGCUGUACAGGUGAUGGAGCUCAGGUAAUUAUCAUAACCACACUCAUCUUUAACCCUUGACCACAACAUCAGCACAGUCACUGUCAGUUUUGUCACCAGAUGAUUUGAAAUGUGCUACAGUCUGCACCAAAUGACAGACUAUUGGCACUGUGGAUGUUGUUGCCAUUUCCUUGUACAGAUGUCACUCAAAUGCAAACAAAUUUUGCAUGUAGCUUCCAAACUUUUUUUCCUCCUCUUUCUCCCAUUUUGGAGCACAGGGCUGAUUUCUCAGUUUCAUGAUCAUUUUACAGA